Molecule: messenger RNA, 500 nt
Organism: Meleagris gallopavo (turkey)
Lineage: Eukaryota; Metazoa; Chordata; Aves; Galliformes; Phasianidae
Source: RefSeq, a predicted model, not a curated record
GAUCUUGGUCACAAACCUCCACCAUGUGGCCCUACUUUUCCAUAAAGGCUCUUCUUCUCAUAGUAGUUGUUGCCUUGAAUCCAACAGCUGCCACAGCACAGAGUGACACAGAUGACAAUGGAGAAGAUAUCUAUCCCCCACUGUGGGACUUUGCACCUGAAAACCUUCUGGAUUUCCCAGUUAAGGACAACAACACUGUCAUCAAUCCUUGGAACUAUCGAGAACGACUGGGAGUGUAUAAGAGCAUGCUAAAGGCUUCAGCCAAAUAUUUUACGGCCUUUGGAUCCCAAAAUUCCGGCAACAUUCUCUGGGGAUUACCACUGCAGCAUGGGUGGCAAUUUCGUACAGGCAGAUUAGCAGAUCCUACCAAUGGGACUUCCUGUGGCCACAGAAACCUGUGUAUAUCUGUAAGAAGUUGGUGGUCCUGUAAGUAUACUCUAUUACAAUGUUCUGCAAAACAUGAUUUGUGUCCUAGAAGGCAAUAGUUUGGAACCACCUUU